UCUAGAACAGUUAGAGGCAACAAUGUUCCAAUAAUAAACGCGAUACAUUUCUAUAUUCAGCGGUCUGAAUGUUGUGCACCACUGCUCCUCUUGGCUGACUAUAUGUAUUUCAUAUUACAACAAGGCCGACCAGAGCAGAGGAUAACCAUUGAAGCUUGCGGAUUAUUUUUCAACUUUUCACAUUCUGGAGAAUUUAGAGAAAAUCUGUGUGUUGAUCUCACUAGUUUGUGACCGAGUUGAGUUAAUUCAGCGGUUUACAUUUCGCUCUAUGGUUGAGACGCCGUCGUGUUGUUUUCAUCAAGAUCAAGAACACUGACUGCAUCAUCAUGUUGAAAUCGUUUUAACUGAAGCGAAUGUAGAUUACAGCUGUCUGACAUCUAUUCCAUCCACGCGCUGGCUGCCUCUGCGUUCUAUCAAUAAGGAUGCAUCUAUUGACAUUUAGUUCCAUUUGAUAGGUGGUGUGGUGUGUGUGUGUGUGUGUGUGUGUGUGUGUGUGUGUGUGUGUGUGAUGGUAGCGUUCGGUGUGUGAGGCCUGUAAGAGGAGACCCACUGCCUCCUCCCCUUCAGGAUGUCUGAACCCCAGACACCAACAUGGCCACAGGGCACAGAGUGUGUGGCCAAAUACAACUUUAAGGGCACCACAGAGCAGGACCUGCCCUUCAACAAAGGAGAUGUCUUAACCAUAAUCGUGGUGACUAAGGACCCUAACUGGUACAAAGCCAAGAACACAGCAGGUCGAGAAGGCACCAUCCCAGCUAACUAUGUCCAGAAGAGGGAAGGGGUGAAGCAAGGGGGCAAGCUGAGUCUAAUGCCAUGGUUCCAUGGUAAGAUAACUAGGGAGCAGGCUGAGUGUCUCCUGAUCCCCCCAGAGAUGGGUCUGUACCUUGUGAGGGAGAGCACCAACUACCCUGGGGACUAUACUCUGUGUGUGAGUUGCGACGGCAAGGUGGAGCACUACCGCAUUGUCUACAAGGAGGGAAAGCUCAGCAUCGACGAGGAGGCGUUCUUCGAGAACCUCAUGCAGCUUGUUGAGCACUAUACCAAAGAUGCAGACGGUCUCUGCACCAAACUGAUCAAGCCGAAGCUGGAGGAGGGUACUGUGGCAGCCCAGGAUGAGUUCUCCAGGAGCGGCUGGGCUCUCAACAGGAAGGAAAUCAAUAUCCACCAGUCCAUAGGGAAAGGAGAGUUUGGAGAUGUGAAGGUGGGAGACUACAGAGGGACCAAAGUAGCGGUGAAGUGUAUCAAACACGAUGCUACAGCACAGGCCUUCAUCGCUGAAGCUUCAGUCAUGACGCAACUGAGACACAAUAACCUGGUCCAGUUGCUAGGUGUCAUCGUUGAGGAGAAGGGAAGCCUGUUUAUCGUCACUGAGUACAUGGCCAAGGGCAGUCUAGUGGACUACCUACGCUCCAGAGGUCGGACAGUGCUGGGUGGGGAUUCCCUACUCAAGUUCUCAGUUGACGUGUGUGAGGCCAUGGAGUAUCUGGAGGCCAAUAACUUUGUCCACAGAGACCUGGCGGCCCGUAAUGUUCUGGUGUCAGAUGAUAACAUCGCCAAGGUCAGCGACUUCGGCCUGACCAAGGAGGCCUCGUCUAAUCAGGACACAGCCAAACUGCCCAUCAAGUGGACCUCACCAGAGGCCCUGAGGGAAAAGAAAUUCUCCACCAAGUCAGACGUGUGGAGCUAUGGGAUCUUGCUGUGGGAGAUCUACUCCUUCGGACGAGUGCCUUACCCCAGAAUUCCUCUAAAGGACGUGGUACCACGCGUGGAGAAGGGCUACAAGAUGGAUGCCCCAGACGGUUGUCCUGAGGUGGUAUAUGAAGUCAUGAAGCAGUGCUGGACCCUGGACCCCCUGGUGCGACCAUGCUUUAGAGUCCUCAGGGAGAAACUGCAGCAUAUCCUAGCCAAGGAGCUCUAUCUGUGAUGGAAUAGGAAGAGGAGGUGAAAGGGGAAGUGGACAAGGAUGGCUCUCCUUUCAUUGAGGAAGAGGGGGAUGGUGAGGGAGAAAUAGGACGGACAAGGAUUGCUCAGGCUCUGAUAUUUUCUUUUCACACGGUCCUUUCCAGCACAGUUACAGGAAAGAUGACGGAUACGUAGCCUGGCCGGUGCAGUUCGGAUUGGCUCGGCUAGUGUGAAUCAACCCCAAGUCAGGCAAUACACUUCCCGUGUCCCUGCUCUCUACCCAUACAGUGUAAGAUUGUUACCCCAGUUAAAUACGAUCUGUGCCAAAAUGCCUCCAGAACACAGGGCUAUCCCCACAGAUACUUCACGCCGCCUCUACACACUUGCCUUUGAAUUUUUUUUAUGUUUUAUACAUUUGUUUGUUUUUGUUACACAUCCUCCUCUCUUAUUGCCACAAGUGUUCAUCUCACAUUUAUCAAACUGGAAAGCAGAAUAAAUCCUCCACUAAAUAGUUACUGAAUUCAACAUUUCAGGACGAUGUGUAACAUGACAGAGAGAUUGAGAUUGCAUGGAUACAUAGGGAAAAGAAGAAGCCAUUCUGGAGAGAAAAAAGUUUUGUAACAGAUAAACUAAGGGCAAGUGUAUAGAAAUAAUAAAAAUGUAACAUGUACAUGUGAAAACAGUUCAGAAAUGAAAGCUGAAGGGAACCAUGCAUGUGGAACGAGAAGCCUUUUUUUGUACCUUUAAAGUUGUUUUUACUUUGCUGCCGUUAUGAUUAAAUCAUUCCACUUGAAAAA
Molecule: messenger RNA, 2699 nt
Organism: Salmo salar (Atlantic salmon)
Lineage: Eukaryota; Metazoa; Chordata; Actinopteri; Salmoniformes; Salmonidae
Source: RefSeq, a predicted model, not a curated record